AACAACAAUCUUCUGGUUGACAGGUCGACGGUAGCGGCGUUGCUGCUCAACAAACACCUUCACAUCAACGGCAUGACCCGCGGCAGUGUUAAGAUCACUGACGAUGCUCCCAGCGGCGGCCCAGGUGGCGGUCCCUGCCUCUUGAAGCCCCCGCCGCCGGCACCGCCACCGCCUCCGCCGCCGCCACCGCCACCCCCGCCGCCUCCAGGCAGCGUUCACAGCAAUGGCGUGUCGGCGUUCGAGCCCACACGUCCCCCGGCCGAGUCCUGUCUGGAACACACUGUCACUUCCCGCAUGGACCUCCCCAACAGCGACGAGUCUACACCUACGCCCUCACCUGGCAGCACGCCCACCUCUAGGCGUGGGCGUAUGGGGAUGAAGAGGCGGUUCAUGGGUGUUGGCGUGAGGAAGAGCUCGGCGAGCGUGGGGCCAGACGCCAUCAUGAAUGUGACAACAACAGGAGAAGCCAAAAAGAAACAAGCAUCACUACACAAGAUGAAGAGGGAGAGGAAGGCGGCCAAGACGCUGGGAAUCAUCGUGUCAGUGUUCUUGCUGUGUUGGCUGCCUUUCUUCACCUGGUACCUGGUGUCUGCUCUCUGUGGCCCGGCCUGUGCCGUCCCUGACACCCUCGUCACUAUCCUCUUCUGGAUAGGAUACUUCAACUCCACCCUCAACCCCAUUAUCUACGCCUACUUCAACCGGGACUUCAGGAAGGCGUUCCGCAAGACGCUGGCGCACUACGGGCUGAACUGCCGGGCGUGUCGGAGGUCGUGGCGCCCGUGUGGGCGUGGGCGGCGACUGGUGCGCUGCGUAGGCUUCCCCGGGGGGCACGACACCCCCUCCUCGGAGGUGCCCCCCAGGUCUGCUCUCAGCUCCGAGUACUGCCACAUCGAGAUGACCACCGUCGACAAAGUGGCUAAAAUAGACAUUGACCAUUAACAAAAUAGGCGUCGACCCAUUAACAAAAUUGGGUGUCGACUGGAAAAAAUAAGAGUUGGCCAUUAACAAAAUUGGCUGUAGAUCACUGCAAAAAAUAGGGGUCGACCCAUUAACAAAACUAUGUAGAUUACAAAAAAAUACGCAUCGGCAGUUAACAACAUGGGCAUCGACCAUAAAAAAUAAGUAUAGACCAAAAAUAUUCGUAAACUUUUGUAAAAUCUGGUGAUCAUUACUAAAACAAAGUCUUCAUAGUUAACAAAACAAACUGUCUACCAUUAAUAAAAUAGACAUUGGCCAUUAAUAACACAAAUGUCGAUCAUUAAAACAUACGUCGACCAUUAACAAAAUAGCCGUCGGCCGUUAGAAGAUAGUGUUUAGAGGCUCGUUGUAUAAUUCUGUUUGGUCUGGCGGGUGUUAGGCUGUAGAUCAGGAAACUAAUCAAAAUUUUGUU
This is a messenger RNA of Cherax quadricarinatus, 1390 nucleotides long. The record is from RefSeq and is a predicted model, not a curated record. NCBI's taxonomy places the organism in Eukaryota, Metazoa, Arthropoda, Malacostraca, Decapoda, Parastacidae.